Messenger RNA from Cylicocyclus nassatus, 435 nucleotides. NCBI's taxonomy places the organism in Eukaryota, Metazoa, Nematoda, Chromadorea, Rhabditida, Strongylidae. The record is from the annotation of a GenBank genome assembly.
AUGGAUGACUACAGAAGAACUAUUAGAAUCAAAGAAGGCACAAUCACAGCAGGAUUCCCGUUCAAUGAAAACGUUGGCAAACUCAAGGACAACUUCAACAUUGCCUUUCGCCGGCUGCAGGCUCUCCUUCGGACACUACGAAGCGACGACAAAAAGCUGCAGCUCUACAACAGCACCAUUGAAGACUACAUCAAAGAAGGAAUCAUCGAGGAAUGUACUCUACAACCAGCAGGAGUAACAUCCUUCUACCUUCCACAUCGACACCACAUUGAAGAGCAGGAUACUCCGAUUACAAAGGAACUAUCUAAGUCUCUCUACGUUGACAAUGUGUUGUUAGAAGGCAACAACCCGCAAGAGCUUAUAGAGAAAUACAUUGCUUCAAAAGAGCUCUUCUCUUCUAUCGGAAUGAACCUCCGCGACUACUUGUCAGACUAA